This is a messenger RNA of Hypanus sabinus (Atlantic stingray), 2256 nucleotides long. RefSeq names its product dopachrome tautomerase (gene dct). Bases 124 to 1758 code for a protein of 544 amino acids. The record is from RefSeq and is a predicted model, not a curated record. Gene Ontology annotation, cellular component: melanosome. The transcript has 9 exons. Lineage: Eukaryota; Metazoa; Chordata; Chondrichthyes; Myliobatiformes; Dasyatidae. Gene Ontology annotation, molecular function: oxidoreductase activity; dopachrome isomerase activity. Gene Ontology annotation, biological process: ventricular zone neuroblast division; melanin biosynthetic process from tyrosine; developmental pigmentation.
GUGCAGGAUUGGUUCAUUCCAAAGAGGAAGAAAGAUCCUAAGGGGAGUAACGGGCGGCCGUGGCUGACGAGGGAAGUAAAGGGCAGUAUAAAAAUAAAAGAGAAGAAGUAUAACAUAGUAAAGAUGAGUGGAAAACCGGAGGACUGGGAAGCUUUUAAAGAGCAACAGAAGAUAACAAAAAAGGCAAUACGCCAAGAAAAAAUGAGGUACAAAGGUAAACUAGCCAAGAAUAUAAAGGACAGUAAAAGCUUCUUCAGUUUCCAAGAAGUGGCUUCUCAGUUUCCACGUGCAUGUAGCACAGUUUCUGCCCUGCGCUCUAAGCAAUGCUGCCCGUCCCAUGGUUCAGAUCCGACGGUGCUGUGUGGAGCUGAAUCCAAUCGAGGAGUGUGUGCUGAUGUACAUGUCAUCAACAAACCUUGGAGUGGCCCUUAUCACUUACAAAACGUGGACGAUCGGGAGCGAUGGCCUUUGAAGUUCUUUAAUCGCACCUGCAGAUGCACAGGAAACUAUGCUGGAUACAACUGUGGUGAAUGUAAAUUUGGAUGGACUGGCUUGAACUGUGAUGUGAGAAAACCACCAGUGAUAAGAAAAAAUAUUCUUUCACUAACUCCUGCAGAGCGAGAGCAGUUUUUGGAUGCAUUAGAUCAAGCAAAAAACACAAUCCAUCCAGAUUAUGUCAUCACUACCCAACACUGGCUGAGUAUACUGGGGCCUAAUGGAACUCAACCGCAAAUGGCAAAUGUGACAAUAUACAAUUAUUUUGUGUGGCUUCAUUAUUACUCAACAAGGGAUACAUUGCUGGGACCUGGCCAACCAUUCAAAGCUAUUGAUUUUUCUCAUCGAGGUCCAUCGUUCCUUACAUGGCAUCGAUACCACCUGAUGUUACUGGAGAAAGAUUUACAAAAACUCAUAGGAAAUGAAUCAUUUGCACUUCCAUACUGGAAUUUUGCCACAGGAAGCAAUGACUGUGAUGUGUGUACGGAUUCUUUGUUAGGAUCCCAACAUCCUGAUGAUCCGACAUUAAUAAAUGGGAGCUCCAGGUUCUCAAAAUGGGAGAUAGUAUGUAACAGUUUGGAUGUCUAUAAUCGCCUUGUCAUCCUUUGCAAUGGAACAAAUGAGGGUCCAAUCAAAAGAGGGUUCAUGGAAAAGGACAACAUAAGGCUGCCAACCAUGGAGGAUAUCCAUCAUUGUUUGUCUAUUGAAACAUUUGAUACUCCACCUUAUUUCCAGAAUUCCAGCUUCAGCUUCAGAAACUCACUUGAGGGAUUCGCUGCACCAGAUGGAGAAAUUAAAUCUAAUGGACUUCAAGGUCUUCAUAACCUGGUCCAUUCUUUUCUUAAUGGAACAAGUGCACUCGCACACUCUGCAGCAAAUGAUCCACUUUUUGUGGUGCUACAUGCCUUUACUGAUGCCGUUUUUGACGAAUGGAUGAAACAGAACAAUCCCUCAACCAGUGUGUGGCCAGAGGAGAUGGCACCUAUUGGACACAACAGGCAAUUUAACAUGGUGCCAUUUUACCCACCUGUAACCAAUGAGGAAAUGUUUGUAUCUUCCAGUGAGCUUGGCUAUUCAUAUGACAUUGAAUCAUCAGAAGCUCCAUUUGGCUUGGGUGCCAUCCUUGGUGUGGCCUUCGGUGGGAUCUUUGUGGGUCUUGUCUUAUUGACUGCAGUGUUGCUGAUAAUUCCAUGUCAAAGAAAAAAUCAAGAUUUUGAAUAUUUGCUAAGUUCAAAGUUUUCUAACAGGAUGUACACUGAAUAAACUUAAUUCAUGCUUGAUAUAACUAUUAUUGCUAAUAUUCUGUUAUCCCCCACUGUGCAAUAUAAAAUCACUGUAUUAAAGCAUGACCAAGAACAUUAUUAAACAUUCAGCUGCUGGCAAUACUACUAAUUAAUUACUCACAACUAAGCUGUGCUAUAUAAUCUUUGGAUUCAACAAUUAUGAUCUGCUCAAAAUAAUGAGAAAAAAUUUCAAUAAUGUUCACAUAAAAUUGUCUUAUGUAUAUGACUGUAAUACUAUUUACUGUCUAUUGUACACAUACUUAGGUUAUUGUACAAUCUAUCAAUGAUAAUGCAUUCUUGGAAACUUUCACUUUACUGCUGGGAUUUAGAGGAUGGUUUGUCUUACUGAUCUGUAAAUGGGUUGGAUAUUUCAUUUUUAAAGUGCUUUAAAAUCAAGAAUUUGCUUCAGUAUGAAGGAAGUGUUAACAGGAUCUUUUUCAUUUCUAAUUCAUGGUCUGUAUUUUAAGAUUAAAUACCU